CAACCCAGCAUUCAGAGCCAUAGUUGAACAAUUGAUCAGAGAGGGUUUGCAGGACUUGUCCGUAUCGAGAGGAAGCGAUCGGCUGCAAUGGGGAAUUCCCGUGCCUGGUGACGACUCACAAACGAUCUACGUUUGGGUGGAUGCAUUAUUAAACUACCUGACCGUAGCCGGAUACCCACCCACACAGACAAGAUGGCCACCAGACUGCCAGGUUAUCGGCAAGGACAUCUUGAAGUUCCACGCCAUCUACUGGCCGGCGUUGUUACUUGCUCUUGGUUUGGAACUUCCCCGGCGCAUACUCUGCCACUCACACUGGCUGUACGAUCAUCAAAAGAUGUCAAAAAGUAGAGGGAAUGUCGUCGACCCACACGCAGCAUUAGAAACAUACACCAUAGAUGGGUUUCGCUACUUCCUGCUACGUGAAGGUGUUCCGCAUUCCGAUGGUAACUAUAGCGAUGAAAAAGUGGUGAAGAUGUUAAAUGCAGAGCUGGGCGACACGUUGGGGAACCUGCUCAGUAGAUGUACAGCUCCUGCUCUCAAUCCUGCUCAGAUCUUCCCACCUAUCAACGCUGAAAUACUCAUGAUUGAAGAAUGUGGCCAGCAGGGCAGGGACCUACUGGAUAAGGUGUCAAAUCUGGCAGUGGAAGUGGCCGAACACUACGAUGAAUGCAACUUCUACCGCGGCCUCGAUGCGAUCAUGUCAUGUCUACGGGACACCAACGCCUUCAUCCAAAGUCAGGCGCCAUGGACGCUGAAAAAACGUCCGGAGAAGCAGCGCCACCUACAGACUGUACUUCACAUCGCGCUAGAGAGCCUGCGAGUCAGCGGACUAUUGCUGCAGCCUGUGAUGCCCUCCUUAUCUGAUUCACUGCUCACUCGACUCGGGGUGACACCUAGCGAGAGGACGGCAAAGUAUUUAAAUUGUCAUUGGGGUGAUAAGGGAUGCAACUCGCCCUAUGAGAAUCGGCCACUAGGUGGCGACAAGAGCGUUUUGUUUCAGAAGAUUGUGACUAAGUGAUUGGCAGUAUUCUCAGAGAAAUGGGAUUUUAACUACUACUGUGCUAGGCUGCAUGUGAACUUAUGUGAUAUGUGUGUGUUCCACAGACAUGGAGGCACACAACAUCAACUCACCUUGAGUUGGUUUGUUCGCAAUGUACUUGUAAUAAUUGUACAAUGUAGUGUAUAAUAUGUAAAAUGUAAUAGUUUUAUUGAACAAAAAUGUUGAUUUGAUGGAACCGAAUAUACUCCAUAUAUUGUUACAUUGUU
Molecule: messenger RNA, 1266 nt
Organism: Priapulus caudatus
Lineage: Eukaryota; Metazoa; Priapulida; Priapulimorpha; Priapulimorphida; Priapulidae
Product: methionine--tRNA ligase, mitochondrial-like
Exons: 5
Coding region: 335-1018 (227 amino acids)
Biological process (GO): methionyl-tRNA aminoacylation
Molecular function (GO): ATP binding; methionine-tRNA ligase activity
Source: RefSeq, a predicted model, not a curated record